This is a messenger RNA of Raphanus sativus (radish), 3939 nucleotides long. RefSeq lists its product as uncharacterized. Lineage: Eukaryota; Viridiplantae; Streptophyta; Magnoliopsida; Brassicales; Brassicaceae. Bases 1 to 3939 code for a protein of 1312 amino acids. The record is from RefSeq and is a predicted model, not a curated record. Gene Ontology annotation, molecular function: RNA-DNA hybrid ribonuclease activity; nucleic acid binding. The transcript has a single exon.
AUGGAGUCCAAAAAUCCCGACGACGUGGUGCGCAAGAAGCUCAAACAUCUACUGACGCGAUAUGAUAGCCAUUAUCUAGUCUCUCCGACAGGACAUGGCGCGGGGGGUUUGGGUCUGUUCUGGAAACAGGAACUAGACCUUCAAAUCUUAGACUCAAACUCUCAUGUAAUUGAUACUCUCAUAUCUUUUGAAGGAAAAAGUUUUUUCUCCUCCUUUGUUCAUGCUAGCACUGAUCGAAACCAGAGGAAUCUCUUAUGGGACAGUUUGUUAGCCAAAGCUAACGGGCGCGAGGACCCAUGGUUCGUAACCGGCGACUUUAAUGAUCUGAUUUGUGGAGAGGAAAAGGAUGGUGGCCCUGAAAGACCGGAAGGAUCGUUCUCCGAUCUCCGCACCUUUUUCUCAGAAGCUGAUUUGUUUGACCUCCAGCACUCGGGAGAUUUCUUGUCAUGGAGAGGACAAAGAGGAGACCACCUGGUCCGCUGUAGGCUUGACAGAGCCGUAUCAAACACACAAUGGGCUGAGACUUUCCCUACUGCUCGCUGCGAGUAUCUCGGUUUUGAAAGCUCGGAUCACAUGCCUAUCAUAUCCUUUUUUGACAAAGGCAAACGUAGAAGGAGAGGCCUCUUCCGAUAUGACAGACGACUAUGCAAAAAUGAGGAAGCAAAGAAGGUCAUCUCCAACUCCUGGAGUGCCGACAACGCCCAAACUGUCAGCGAGAAGCUCUCCUCUGCUCGGAGCGCUAUCUCUGCAUGGAAUAAAACUCAGCACCGCAAUAGCCAACGUGUCAUAGAGCAAAAGAAAUGGGAACUUAACAAAGCGCUAUCUAGUCCAGCUAAUGACACAGCCCUAAUCCAAAACAUCUCUGAAGCUCUCAAUGCAGCUUAUUUAGCAGAGGAAGAAUAUUGGAGGCAAAGGAGCCGCUUGCUUUGGUUGAAGCUCGGAGACCGAAACACCGGCUAUUUCCAUGCAACUACGAAGAGUAGAAAACGAGCAAACGGCUUCUCGGUCCUGGAAAAGGAAAAUGGUGAAAUGGUGUAUAAGGAAGAAGAGAUCAUCUCUGUCAUUGGGAAUUAUUUCCAGACGAUGUUCUCAUCACAACCAGGGGACCGAGAAGAAGUAGUUAGACAAGGCCUGCACCCCAUUGUUUCGGAUGCAGAAAACACCUCCCUCACAGCCAUUCCAACAGAGAAAGAAAUCAAGGAAGCUGCAUUCUCGAUUCACGCGGAUAAGGCACCGGGGCCCGAUGGGUUCUCAGCGGGUUUCUUCCACACCCAUUGGGAGGAGAUAAGUCAGGAUAUAGUGCGUGAGGUGCAAGGAUUCUUUGCGGGUGAAUCACUACCGGAGGGGAUUAAUGACACGCAUAUACGUCUUAUUCCGAAGAUUUCCCUGCCGCAGAAAGUAUCCGAUUACAGGCCGAUUGCCCUCUGCAAUGUCUACUACAAAAUCUACUCCAAGAUUCUCACAAGACGACUCCAACCGCUGAUGGAAAAGCUUAUUUCUGAGAAUCAAUCCGCCUUUGUCCCGGGACGUGCGAUCGGCGAUAAUAUAUUGAUCACCCAUGAGGUCCUUCAUUAUCUCAAAACCUCUAAGGCGGAGCAGAGAUGUGCAAUGGCGGUUAAGACGGACAUGAGUAAAGCUUACGACCGACUCGAAUGGGAGUUUAUCUCGCUAGUGCUGCUUCGGUUGGGAUUCCACCGAGACGUGGUUAGAUGUAUAAUGCAGUGUAUCACAUCAGUUACAUACUCCUUCCUCAUUAACGGCUUGCCUAGAGGGAUGGUAGUACCGAGCCGGGGUAUCCGUCAAGGAGAUCCCCUUUCUCCCUACAUAUUUAUAAUGUGUAGUGAAGUUCUCUCGGGAUUAUGUAACCGAGCGCAAGAAGAAGGGUCACUCCAAGGUCUUCGAGUGGCUAGAGGUAGUCCCCGACUAACUCACCUGUUCUUCGCGGACGAUACAAUGUUCUUCCUCCAAGCUGAUAAGGAGAAUUGUGCAUCUCUUCAGACCAUCUUACGUAAGUACGAGCAAGCUUCUGGCCAGUCGAUUAGCAAGGCAAAGUCAGCCAUCACGUUUUCCCGUAAAACUCCGGCGUCCUUAAAAGUGAUGAUCAAGAACGAGCUGCAAAUAGAGAACGAGGGAGGAAAUGGCAAAUAUCUAGGCUUACCGGAACACUUCGGCCGGAGAAAAAGAGAUCUUUUUUCAUCCGUUGUCGACCGUAUAAAGCAGAAAGCACGAGGACGAUCAAACAGAUAUCUCUCCGCUGCUGGGAAAUUAGUGCUUCUGCAAAGUGUCCUUUCGGCCAUCCCCUCGUAUUCCAUGUCUUCUUUUAUGCUCCCAGUGUCGCUCUGUAAACGGAUUCAAUCUGCGGUGACUAGGUACUGGUGGGAUAACGAUGAAAACUCCAGAAAGAUGGCAUGGAUCUCCUGGGAACACAUGGCGAAACCAAAGGCAAUAGGUGGGCUAGGCUUUCGAGAUUUCCAAAACUUCAAUAUCUCGCUACUGGCGAAGAUAGGAUGGAGGCUUCUCCAGAACCCAAAUAGCCUAUUAGCCAGGACUCUCUUUGGGAAGUAUUGCUCUGACAGCAACGUUCUCUCCGUCUCCGUAACAUCGUCUUGCUCCCAUGGAUGGAGAAGCAUUUUAUUGGGGAGGGACUUGCUUAUAAAGAACCUAGGUUGGACGAUAGGGAAUGGAACAUCAGUGAACGUCUGGUCGGACCCUUGGCUCAGCUUAACCUCCCAACUCCUGCCAAUGGGACCGCCGAAUGAAUCGCAAAAGGAGCUCACAGUCUCUGAAUUUAUUGACCCUGUCACUCGAGCAUGGGACAUCCCGAAGAUCCGACAUGUCAUCCCUGAGUAUGAAGAUAAGAUCAUGUGUAUCUAUCCAAGUUUGACCGGGGCUCCGGAUAAACUAAUCUGGUUAGGUACUAAGUCCGGAGAAUAUUCGACGAAAUCUGGUUACUUCUUUGCUGUUGAUGAUGCUGAAAACAGAGAACUUCUGCAACUCCAAGGCCCCAAGUGGAAAUCAAGUGUAUGGAACCUAAGUUGUGCACCAAAGGUUAAAAUUUUUUCAUGGAAAGCCCUUAAGGGAGCUCUUCCCGUCGGAGAGAGGCUAGCACAACGACAGGUCCCUGCCGAUCCGAGAUGUAAACGCUGUGGCAGCUCUGAAUCUAUUAUUCACCUAUUAUUCCAGUGCAGGUUUGCGCAACAAGUCUGGCAGCUUGCCCCUUUAGCGACGACCCUGGAUGUCAGUGGAACAUUAGAUUUAUUGGCUAGCUGGGAUGAGCUCUGCUCCAUCAAUUGCCUUCCACCUGCAGGAGUUACAUCGAGCGCUCUCGUUCCUUGGGUUUGUUGGAACAUCUGGAAAGCCCGGAACAAGUUCGUCUUUGAAGGUCACUCUGCCUCACCGGAGGAAACCCUAUCCACAGCUAUUGCACUUGCACGAGAAUGGAGCUUGGAAGUGAAAAAAGAAUCUGCAAUCGGAACCAAGAAAACCCCACAACAGGUCACCGCUCCACCAGGAACUAUUGUUAUACGAUCAGAUGCUGCGUGGUCCUCAGUUACACGCAAUGCGGGAUUGGGCUGGGUUGUUCUUACACCAGACGGUAGUCGCUCUUUCAGCUCACCAAGACACUCUGUUCUCUCACCCCUAGUGGCGGAGGGCUUGGCUCUUCGUGAGGCUGUUCGUACUAGUGCAUCUCUUGGCUUGAAGAAAGUGAGCUUUGAAUCUGAUUCAUCGCAACUUGUGCAGGCAAUGAGGACGGAAUCGCUCUCAAAAGAGCUCCUCAUCUUGAUGGCUGAUAUAUUCUCUUUUGUUUCAGCUUUUGAAUUUGUAUGUUUCUCAUGGAUUCCCCGAGAAAGGAAUUCCAUUGCAGAUAGUUUGGCAAAGGAUGCAUUGAUUGUAUCUGAACUCCAAGUGGUUGGUGAUGACUUUAUAGCUCCCAACUAA